CACACAAAUUUUCAUACAACGUAUGUGUGAUGCUGGCGACGUGGUGGCGUCGCCAAUCCCAAGUCUGGCCCUGGUCCUGGAGGUGGAUGCUGGGACAAGAAGAUCAACCACGGAACAACUCGCGGCGAAGAACCUCGUGACCCAUGUGGACCUACAUGAUGGCCGCUGCGAGCGCUGACCCCUUGGCAGCACACACGAGACGCCUCGCAGCCUCUCACAGACCCCAUCGUGAACCCCCGAGUCAAACCUCCAUCAGCAAUCAUGUGCCUCCCAGCGAAUCCUGCAGCCAAACCACGCAGUUGGACAUUCCCAGGCAAGAUGGCGGGAUCGCCCGACUUUCUGGCACGGAACGGUGCCCGGAUACCGAAUUAUCGGAAGUCAUUCGGAUCUUUGAUCCAUCUCGCACCGAUCAGGAGGUCGGUGCUAUGGAGGAUUCCUGCGACAGCAUCCGGAAUUCAGAGAAGCUGCAUCGCCGCCUCCAUCGUCUUACCAAUCGUCUUCAGGGGAUGUGGAAAUGCCGGCCAAGGAAACGAAAAAAAGACCGGGAACCGGACGGUUUCCUAGCGAAGUUUCAGGGCAGCGGGGCCUCAGCAUCCCCUGAACACAGCGCCACGUGCUGCUGGGGACAUCGCCUCGCCAUUGACCCAACCCUCCCGUUUCACUACAGAUGGCUGCUGGUCGUUUCGCUGGCUGUGCUGUACAAUCUGGUGUUUGUCGUUGGUCGCGCUGUUUUCUGGGAGCUGAACAACGCCGUCCCCGGAGUUUGGUACCUCCUAGACUACGUCUGCGAUGCCAUUUACCUUCUGGAUAUUAUCGUUCACGCUCACGAAGGGUACCUGGAGCAGGGAUUGAUGGUAAGGGAUGCGAAACGGCUCAGACAGCAUUACUUCAAGACUGCUAGAUGGCGGCUGGAUUUCCUCGCUAUUUUUCCCACGGAUCUCGCCUACUUUUGGUGGAGUCCAAGCUCCUGCCAAGUACAGGUACCUUGUCCCGUGAUCGUAAGGACCAAUCGAUUACUGAAGUUGUCCCGAAUGUGGCAAUACUUCGAAAAGACUGAAACCCGAACCGGAUACCCGAAUGCCUUUAGGAUAUGCAAGGUGGUUCUCGCCAUCCUAGUCCUCAUCCACUGGAAUGCAUGUCUGUACUUUGCGAUCAGCUACGUGGUGGGAUUUGGCUCUGACAAUUGGGUUUACAACCUGAAUGGAGCCAGGAACGCCUCCCUCGCCCGACAAUAUAUCUACAGCUUCUACUGGAGCACGCUUACCCUGACAACAAUUGGGGAAACACCGCAGCCGGAAAAUGACGCCGAGUACCUUUUCGUCGUCGCUGACUUUCUGGCUGGAGUUUUGAUAUUCGCAACGAUCGUUGGAAACAUCGGUAGCAUGAUAAGCAACAUGAACGUCGCUAGAGUUGAAUUUCAGAAUCGCAUGGACGGCGUCAAGCAAUACAUGCAAUUUCGGAAGGUUUCCACGGAGCUGGAGGCCAGAGUGAUAAGGUGGUUCGCUUACACCUGGGCGAACAAACAGGCUCUGGACGAGGAACGUGUACUCGGAGCUCUUCCCGAUAAGCUCAAAGCGGAAAUUGCAAUUCACGUUCACCUGGACACCUUGAAACAGGUUCGAAUAUUCCAAGACUGCGAGCCUGGAUUGCUGGAAGAAUUGGUGCUCAAGCUUCGCCUUCAGGUGUUCAGCCCUGGGGAUUACAUAUGCCGCAAAGGAGACGUGGGCAAGGAGAUGUACAUAGUGAAGAGGGGGCGUCUGAUAGUGGUGGCUGACGACGGUAAAACAGUCCUAGCGACUCUCGGGGCAGGAAGUGUCUUCGGCGAAGUGAGCGUCCUCGAGAUAGCUGGUAAUAGAACGGGGAACAGAAGAACGGCGAACGUGAGAUCAUUGGGCUACUCCGAUCUAUUUUGCCUCGCAAAAAGGGACCUUUGGGAAGCCCUCGCUGAUUACCCGGAUGCCAGACACUCCCUCACGGAACGAGGGUGCCAACUUCUCAGAAAAGACGGUCUUCUUGACGAGGAUGUUUUCCAGGGUGCCAAGCAGGCGAAGGACUCCAUCGCCGACAAGAUUGACCGACUUGAAAAUACCGUCGACAACCUUCAAACCCGACUCGCCCGACUUCUCGCCGAGUAUUCGAGCAGCCAUGCAAAGAUGAAGCAGCGUCUUGCCCGAGUCGAACGUCGAGAAUCAUCAUAUCCAAGCGACAGCUGCAGCGAGCUGGAACUGGAACUGGACGAGGAACAGGGUGCGGCUGGAGGCGCUGGCAUAUCCGUUAAUCAACUUCGCCGUAGCUUCCAGCGGGCAAGGAGAAAUAAUUGUGCCAGAAGAUACAAGCAAAACACGGUUUAGUCUCAACUUUGCUUGUUAGAUCUCCGCUCGGAAAAGAUUUCCUCGGUAUAAUUUGUCCGCGGAGCUUUUCUGCACGAGGACGAUCGCUGAGUCGAUUGUGAGCUUGUGAUAUUAUACGGAUUGCAAAGUGUAUCGCUGCUGCUUUCCCUCGUUAGUUUUGAC
Diprion similis is the source of this 2513-nucleotide messenger RNA. It is a transcript of the gene CngA, whose product is annotated as cyclic nucleotide-gated cation channel subunit A. Lineage: Eukaryota; Metazoa; Arthropoda; Insecta; Hymenoptera; Diprionidae. The record is from RefSeq and is a predicted model, not a curated record. Gene Ontology annotation, cellular component: intracellular cyclic nucleotide activated cation channel complex; plasma membrane. The coding region runs from base 144 to 2351 and encodes 735 amino acids. Gene Ontology annotation, molecular function: cGMP binding; protein-containing complex binding; intracellularly cGMP-activated cation channel activity. Gene Ontology annotation, biological process: monoatomic cation transmembrane transport. The transcript is spliced from 15 exons.